Messenger RNA from Poecile atricapillus (Black-capped chickadee), 2138 nucleotides. It is a transcript of the gene ASB18, whose product is annotated as ankyrin repeat and SOCS box containing 18. The transcript has 6 exons. Gene Ontology annotation, molecular function: protein binding. Gene Ontology annotation, biological process: intracellular signal transduction. The record is from RefSeq and is a predicted model, not a curated record. Lineage: Eukaryota; Metazoa; Chordata; Aves; Passeriformes; Paridae. Bases 329 to 1705 code for a protein of 458 amino acids. Gene Ontology annotation, cellular component: nucleus; cytoplasm.
CCUGGCUCCCAGAGAGGCACUGAACCUCACUCCUCACUUUGCCUGGACAGAGAGAGUGAUCCAGGGGGGAUGAGUGACCACCACCCAGGAGAGCCGCCCUCACAUCGCUGCAAGGCCCCGUUUUCCUCCCAGCCUAAACACGCCUGUCCCAAAUUGGAGCCUCCAAAUAAUCCAGCAAUUUAAUCCAAGAGGUGCUGCUGCAGCACAGCCUGGUGACCGCCUGACCCUCAUUGUACCUCCAUGCCCAUCGUGCUCCAACCCCUCUGGAAUUAUAAGUACUCCACAAUAGAGCCUGUACUGGAUUAUAAUUAGACAAUGAGCCAAGAGGAUGGAAACAAUGAACUAUAAAAGCCUGGCUGUCCCCCCAGCCAGGACCUGCACACCAGGAAGCACUGGAAUGAGCGAGUCACCGGGAGCUGUGACGGGAAAGCUGAGGAUUUCCUCCAAAUUGGACCCGGAGCAUCCCUUAGCACCUCGUGCUCCCAUCUCCAGGUUUUACACAGCCCUGGUCACGGGAGACCUGAGGAGCCUCCAGGUCCUGACUGAGCAAUACCACCUCGAUGUCAACCUGGUCUUUGAGAUCAGUAAAAACGAGCUGGAGUGGCAGGUGAAAAGCCAAGCCUCUUAUGGACUCUCAGGGCUGUGGGCGCUGGAGGAGAAGCGGGAGCUGAGCACCCCGCUGUGCCUCGCCGCCCGCCACGGGCACCCCGACUGCCUGCGCCACCUCCUGCGCCACGGGGCUGACCCCAACCUGGCCCCGGGGGGACAGGGACCCCUGCACGAGGCCUGCCAGGGGGGACACAGCCACUGCCUGGAGCUGCUGCUGGAGUACAGGGCCGACCCCAACCUGCGGAGCGAUGAGGGCACGGCCCCGCUGCACCUCUGCACCAGCCGGGGCUCCCUGCGGUGUGCCAGGCUCCUGCUGAGACACGGGGCCGCCGUAGAGCUGCCGAGCGAGGCCACGGGGGACACGGCCCUGCACGUGGCCGCCAGGCACGGCCUCUGCGACCACGCCCGCCUCUACCUGCGACGCCGGGCGCGCGUCGACGCCCGCAACGCGCGGGAGGAGACGGCCCUGGGCAUCCUCUGUGGACGGGCCCCGGGCACGGGAGACGAUUCCCUGCAGCUUUUCCAGCUGCUGGAUGCCCACGGCGCCGACGUGGAUGCCCGGGACGAGAGCUGGAGGAGCCCCUUGCACCGGGCGUGCGGCGCGGCCAACGCCGAGCUGGUGCGGCUCCUGCUGCGGCGCGGGGCCGACGCCAACGCCGCCGACUACGACGGGGUGUCCCCGCUGGGCUGGGCCCUGCAGGGAGCUGCCUCCCACAGGGAUCUGCGUCCACACCUCACUGUCCAGCUGCUGCUCAACCACGGCUCCCACAAGAUAUGGCCCCCUGCCUUCGUCAAGGUGCUGAAAUCCUGCGCUGCUGUGCCGGAGGUCAUCGAAGUCCUCUUCAAUUCCUACUCCCAAAUCCCAGUGUCCCAGGAGUGGGCCGAGGCCGUGCCACAGGAGGUGUUCCAGCAGCACCAGCCUUUCUACGAGUCCAUUCUCGGGCUGGCGGGCACAGCCCGCUGCCUGCAGCACUUGUGCCGCUCCGCCAUCCGCGCAAAUUUUGGGAGCAGGUGCCAUUCCCUCAUCCCUCUGCUGCCCGUGCCCAAGGCUCUCCGUGACUUCCUGCUGCUGGAGCCCCAAGGAGUCGUGCUGUGAGAUCCAGGUGCAAAUUCCAGCCCUUCCAUGGAGCGCCAGAGCAUCCGUUUCUGUCAGGGGAGCCGCUGUCCGUGAUGGAUGGCUGCUGUCCAGGGAUUUACAGCAGGACUAAAAUGUGCUUUCGGCUGGAAAUUUGGAUAGAUUUUCUUUUUUUUUAUUUUUCUUUAUUUUUUUCCCCCCUCCUUCCUUCUAAUUGUGCUUGCAAUAGAUUAUAAAGAGUAAUAAAAUGAUUAGUGGCUGAUAGGAAUAAUGCUCUUUUCCGAGGAUCCCUGCAAAGCUCCUCAGGUGUGCCGAGGGCAGGUGACUCAAAGCAGCCCAGGGGAGCCCCAAAUCCCCUGGGAUAAAUCUCACCUGGCAGUGGCACAAGCAGAGGAAGCCCUGUUUGGAAGCCCUCAACAGCAUGCAAAGUCCAGUGGCAUUGAUAGACACCCUA